Messenger RNA from Fomitopsis serialis, 1515 nucleotides. RefSeq lists its product as uncharacterized. NCBI's taxonomy places the organism in Eukaryota, Fungi, Basidiomycota, Agaricomycetes, Polyporales, Fomitopsidaceae. The record is from RefSeq and is a predicted model, not a curated record. The coding region runs from base 119 to 1330 and encodes 403 amino acids. The transcript has 2 exons.
ACGGGCAUUGUAUUAUCCCUCGGUUCGCCGCGACCAACACCCGACCAACGGCUCGUCCAUCCCAUUUCCCUGCGAAACGAGCUGCGCGACAAUCAAUCCCCCUCCUAUUGUCGAAACCAUGCCGCGUCAAUCAUCAGAUUCUUUCCUCGCCUCCAUGAUCAACCGCCUGAAGUCGGCGCGCGCGGCCAAAAACGUCCUGCGGGAUUCGCUGAAUUCCGACCCCACAUCGCCCGAUGCUUCCGGCGUAGCCUUCCUUCUGCACACGAAUUCUGCCCAGCAAGACGAAUCCUCCGAGUGGCUUCUUGAAGACGAAGAGAAGGACGAUCGCGGGCGCGUCAAUUAUAUCCGCCCGCGCUGCGACUCCGGAGAGUCCAUCGCUACGAUCCGGGCAGACACUCUCACCGCUGGCAAGGAACACAAGUCGAGAUCCACCAAACAUCACACCGCUCCCGUUCCCGAGAAACGCAGGAGAACCUUGAAGAGGUGUCAUGCCAUGAGGGAUCUACGGUUCGAUGGGGACAAUCGUGACGGCCACGACGAUGGUCGUUGGGGAGAACUGGACGAGAAUGACGAGUUUGACGGUAGCAUCAUGUUCCCCACCACUACAAGGGACGGCCUCUUCGCAUGGAUGGCUCCUGGUAGCGAAGUCGCUGGGUUGCCAACUAGGGCUCGAGACACGGGCUUUAGCGAAAUAGUUGACCUUAUUUCGGAUGAAGACGAGGCCGCUAGAUCCCUGAACUCGUUCGCCCGCUCGGCACUUGGGUGCUUGCAGCUCCACGAACGAUUCGAGGUAUCGAUCAAGUUGGAGACCAAACAUAUCGUGAUGUGGGAUGUGGACAUAAACCACACGUACGCUUUGGAAGGGGUACUCUACGUCAAGGACGCGAAAGCUCAAACUGCCGACCUUCCUCUGUUGCCUGUCGAGUCCCUAUCCAUUGACUGGCACACCGUCGAUUCCUGCCGACGCAUCCCCAACAUGACGGAUGACGUUAUAUACGCGACGUCCUUCCUUGGGGGCCUGCUGGUGCGCCAUGAAGUCAUCCGACGCAUGAACCCCGUGAAUGGCAUCUACACGGCCGUCUCGUGGGAGUGGAUUCCGCCGGGUAUCCCAGGCACUUGUGUCGGUGGCGGCUGGGCGUUGCGAUUCUGGGUGCCGAUCCCUAUGUGGAUCUUCAAGGGGCGAGACGUAGCGAGCUCACUUGUCAGUGCAAGCGUCGUCUUCCGCGAUGGAGACAGUGAUUACACAUUCACGGCCGAGGCAGGCACUAUGAAUGUGACGAUCGAGCAUCUCAUGCGCGGGCGCGAUAUGAAGGUUUCUGGGAGAUCAUGACACUCACGCGACGGCCGGAAGUCAAAGCAGUGUGGUCUUGGGUGUCGCGGUGUUGCCUUAGCAUUCCAUCAUCUCUGUUGUCUUGUCCACUUUCUUCUAAAGGUAUCCUUUGCAUUGCUGUGUGUAUCGCUCCAUCAUCGCUCUCAUCUCGUAUCUGCUCUAUGUACUAAGUCUAAUCAACACCC